Messenger RNA from Penicillium macrosclerotiorum, 1350 nucleotides. RefSeq names its product acyl-CoA desaturase. Gene Ontology annotation, cellular component: membrane. Gene Ontology annotation, molecular function: oxidoreductase activity, acting on paired donors, with oxidation of a pair of donors resulting in the reduction of molecular oxygen to two molecules of water. The record is from RefSeq and is a predicted model, not a curated record. Bases 1 to 1350 code for a protein of 449 amino acids. Gene Ontology annotation, biological process: lipid metabolic process. NCBI's taxonomy places the organism in Eukaryota, Fungi, Ascomycota, Eurotiomycetes, Eurotiales, Aspergillaceae. The transcript has a single exon.
AUGCACUCGGCCGAAACCCGCCAGCUGAUCGACCGGUACAAGAUCGGAAAGAUUGAAGAACGAUGGCACAAUCUCAUCCCUCCGAUUCAGAGAAGUCAAAAUGAGAAUGAAGAACGGAAUACAUCUCUAGCUCAAGUCAAUGACUUGACUCAUGCCCACGAACGUCAUACCCCCGAAGAGCUAGCUUUCUUGAACGCUCGAUCCAAAGAGGAGAUCAGCGUGGCACUCGAUCAAUAUCCCAGCCUCGACGUGACUACACAGUCCAACAUCAUCGAUAAAUACCGUCGUUUGCAUGAACAAGUUCAAUUGGAAGGGCUUUAUGAAUGUCGUUAUACCGCCUAUCUCUGGGAAUUAGGCCGCUGCAGCUUUCUCUUUGCCAUCAUGCUGUUCUUUCUGCAUAUUGAAUGGUACUGCACCAGCGCGAUCUUUUUAGGAUGGUUCUGGUCGCAGAUGGUCUUCGCUGCUCACGACGCAGGUCACAUAGCUAUCACACAUAAUUUCUUCGUCGACAACCUCAUAGGGAUGAUUAUCGCCGCCCCCAUCGGCGGACUAUCACUAGGAUGGUGGAAGCGUACCCACAACGUCCAUCAUCUUGUCACUAAUUCUCCCGAACAUGACCCAGAUAACCAGCAUCUCCCUUUCCUGGCUGUGAACCACCGCUUUCUAAGUAGUCUUUUCUCCACCUACCACGAGCGCCUGAUGCCGUACACGGAGUUUGCCAGGCGCAUCGUGCCCUACCAGGCUUAUCUCUACUAUGUGAUCCUGAUGUUUGGGCGCUUCAAUUUGUACGUUCAGUCAUGGCUUUUUCUCAUCUACGGCCAAGGCCCUCGCAAGGGCCGGGCGUGGUGGCACCGGUACUUCGAGAUUGGAGGCAAUUUCGUCUUCUGGGCUUGGUUCGGAUACGGAAUCGUCUAUCGCUCGCUCCCUACGGCGGGGACUCGAAUCCUGUAUGUAUUGAUCAGCCAUGCGGUGACAAUGCCACUGCAUGUGCAGUUCACGCUGUCGCAUUUUGCGAUGUCGACUGCCGAUCUGGGCCCCGAGGAGUCUUUCCCUCAGCGUAUGCUCCGAACCACCAUGGAUGUAGAUUGUCCGGAGUGGCUGGAUUGGAUACAUGGAGGACUACAGUUUCAAGCCAUCCAUCAUCUGUUCCCGCGGGUGCCUAGGCAUAAUCUUCGACGAGUGCAGAAGUUGGUUUUAGAAUUUUGUCGCGAGGUGGGCAUUCCAUAUGCCUUGUAUGGGUUUGUGGGAGGCAAUCAAAAAGUGGUGGGCAGCUUGGCUGAGGUGGGAAGACAGGCUGCAAUCUUGGCUGAAUGCAGAAGGGUUGUAGCUGACAAAAUCACGCGUAUCUGA